Alternaria atra is the source of this 888-nucleotide messenger RNA. RefSeq lists its product as uncharacterized. The record is from RefSeq and is a predicted model, not a curated record. Gene Ontology annotation, biological process: rRNA processing; nuclear-transcribed mRNA catabolic process, RNase MRP-dependent; tRNA 5'-leader removal. The transcript has 2 exons. Gene Ontology annotation, molecular function: RNA binding. Bases 1 to 888 code for a protein of 295 amino acids. Gene Ontology annotation, cellular component: ribonuclease MRP complex; nucleolar ribonuclease P complex. NCBI's taxonomy places the organism in Eukaryota, Fungi, Ascomycota, Dothideomycetes, Pleosporales, Pleosporaceae.
AUGACAGGAAUCAAGCGAUCAAUUAACGGGCAAGCCAAACCUCAAACACAAGUUCAACAAACAGAGGACGUUGCCAUGACGGACGCAACACCUCCAUGCGGACAACAGCAACCACCCUCUGGCAAAACUACCUCGUCAAACAACAUAUCAGAAAACCCCCAAAACUCUCCCAAACCAGAGCCUGCUACAAAGAAACCAUCUCCAACAUCCACAUCGUCCAAACAACCCUCCGCUUCUGGCUCUACAAAUCCCAAGCCCCGCCAAAAACUUGCCAGACUCCCCAAAGAUGUCACAAUAACCACCCGCCCACUCCUCCACGCCCCCCUCCCAUCUCCCUUCUCCUCAUCCAGCUCUGCAAAGACACUCUACAUAACCGCCACAACACCCUACAUACCCACCGUAAAGCGUGUGCGCAAACUCCUAAACGAAGUAGUCAAGCGUGAGAAGCAAUCUGCGGCAUCUCUGCAAAAAGCAAAAGGAAGAGGAGGGCGGUAUGCAGAAGCAAAUGGACGGUUAGAAGCGAGAGACGUGGAAGCAGAGAUCGCCGGGGCGAUUAGCCAGGCAGAUGGCAGUAACCGUAAUGGAAGCAAUGGAGGGAUUAGAGGCGAAGGACAAUUGAAGGCAAGGGAACAGGUCUAUCUCAAAGCAACAGGACGGGCGAUACCGAGGGCGCUGGAAAUCGGAUUGCAUUUCCAAGCCGAACAGGAUUGUUGGGUCAAGGUUGAGAUGGGGAGUGUGAGUGCGAUUGAUGAUAUUGAGGUUAAGAGGAGGACAGGAACAGCGGAAGUGGGGACAAGGGAGGCAGAGGAAGAGGAAGAGGCAGACGAUGUACCAGAGACGAGAAUACGCACGCUGAGUUCAGUUACUGUUACUAUCGGCUUGAAGUAA